GCAAAUCCACUUUAACCUUUGAUACCCCAAAAAGAAGCAGCCCUAAUAGUACUGCAAUUUUGCCAAAGUUUGCAACUUUAUGAGUCUGUAUAGUAAAUUAUCAUCAGCAUUGCAAAACCCAAAUUUCAAUUUUUCCUUCUCUCCAUUUCAACCUCAAAAAAAUCUGAUUUUUUUUUCUUUCAGUAUUGAAUAGUAUUGAUUAGCAACCGUGGGCACAUACAUACCAAGAGUGAGAGAUUGGUUUGUGUGUAUGGUAGCUGAGUGACAUGUCUUUAUAUUGUUCAAGCUUUGCUACAAUUAUCCCACGUCUCUUUGGAACAAGAAGAACAACAAGAUACGAUGAUGAUGCCUUCUUCACACUCUCCCAUGUUGAUUUAGUACAAUCUGGUUCAGGUUCAUGUUCUUGUUCCAUUUCACCCCGCAGCUACAAUUUCUCAAGGCACAUUGGUUUUGUGUCAAAAUUUGACCAGCCUUGUUCUUCUCCUGUCAUGGAAGAGGAGGAGGAACAUGAGAAAUUGCUUAUUUUCUCUGAAGCAGAGGAAUAUUCUAAGGAAUUAUAUGUUGCUGUCAGGGCAGUGCAGAUGGCAUGUUCCCUUUGCCAGAAAGUGCAGGACAAUUUGAUUUCAAAAACCAGCACCAAUCAUCAGGUUCACUCCAAGGAUGAUAAUUCUCCGGUUACAGUUGCAGAUUGGAGUGUCCAAGCAAUCGUCAGCUGGAUAUUGUCCGAGUGUUUAGGGAGUGAAAAUAUCUCAAUUGUAGCUGAAGAAGAUGUUCAAACUCUCUCCAAGGCUAACGCAUCUGAGCUUUUAGAAGCUGUGGUUAGAACUGUUAAUGAAUGUCUUGCUGAAGCACCUCAAUUUGGAGUUCCGAAGCCAAAAUCAGCGCUUGGGGCUUCACAGGUUCUUGAAAUCAUUAGUCGCUGUAACUCAAUUGGAGGCUCCACUGGAAGAUUUUGGGUACUGGAUCCUGUUGAUGGCACAUUAGGGUUUGUUCGUGGAGAUCAAUAUGCUGUUGCUUUAGCACUCAUAGAGGAUGGAGAAGUGGUGCUUGGUGUUCUUGGGUGUCCUAACUACCCAAUGAGAAAGGAAUGGUUAAGUUAUCAACACCGCUAUCAUAGGAUUGUAGCCAAGCUGACUCCUCCAACUUCUCAAAGUUGGAACAAAGGUUGUGUGCUAUAUGCUAAAAGGGGAAGUGGAAAGUCUUGGAUGCAACCGCUGGUCCAUGUCGACAAGAAGUUUGUGUGGCCAAACUAUGCAAAACAAGUUUCUGUCUCUUCCAUUGACAAUCCAGCACUUGCCACUUUUUGUGAACCAGUUGAGAAGGCCAAUUCAAGCCAUUCCUUUACGGAAGGACUGGCUCAAAGUGUUGGUCUCAGGAAACAGCCAUUAAGAGUAUACAGCAUGGUGAAAUAUGCAGCAAUAGCUCGUGGGGAUGCCGAGGUUUUCAUGAAGUUUGCGAGGGCAGGGUAUAAGGAGAAAGUAUGGGAUCACGCGGCAGGUGUUAUCAUCAUACAAGAAGCUGGUGGGAUUGUAACAGAUGCUGGAGGACUUCCCUUGGACUUCUCAAAAGGCUUAUAUUUGGAAGGCCUUGAUCGUGGUAUAAUUGCUUGUUCUGGAUCCAUACUCCAUAAAAAGAUCGUCGAUGCCGUUGAUGCCAGCUGGGGCUCUUCUAGCCUUUGAGGUUGUUUCUUUAAUGGUUUAAACCACAGGUAUUCUGCACUCAUGCAAACUUGUUCGAGGCAGUUAGGAUCACUAUGGGCGGCUAAGCUCUAUCUAACGCAGGUUGUUUCUAUCAACGUAAAUGUACACACAACAAAUAAUGUGAAUAGUAUUUUAUCUUUUAUUUCAGUUUUACAUAAUAAGCUAGGACCCCCUGGUUCACCUUCAGUAUUGGUAACAGCAUGCCAGCUUGUUAGCUGCAAUAACUAUUAUUUGGCAUUACGAUAACACCAGGUUGUCAUAAUUUCUUAGCAUUCUGAAUGCUACUAACUGAGAGUGACUCUUCUUUGAGAGAGAUUCAUGGGCUUAUGUACUAUGUAUUGCAACUUUAUCCCAAUUGUUCAACUUCUGGGUAGCAUGCAGUUGGCGGAUAAUACUAAAUUAAGUUGAAUAAUACAAUGCAUUUAUACACA
Messenger RNA from Lotus japonicus, 2131 nucleotides. Its product is annotated as PAP-specific phosphatase HAL2-like. The record is from RefSeq and is a predicted model, not a curated record. Gene Ontology annotation, molecular function: 3'(2'),5'-bisphosphate nucleotidase activity. The transcript has 3 exons. Lineage: Eukaryota; Viridiplantae; Streptophyta; Magnoliopsida; Fabales; Fabaceae. Gene Ontology annotation, biological process: sulfate assimilation; phosphatidylinositol phosphate biosynthetic process. The coding region runs from base 267 to 1679 and encodes 470 amino acids.